Messenger RNA from Ctenocephalides felis (cat flea), 925 nucleotides. Its product is annotated as transmembrane protein 201. Gene Ontology annotation, biological process: nuclear migration along microtubule. Gene Ontology annotation, molecular function: actin filament binding; lamin binding. Lineage: Eukaryota; Metazoa; Arthropoda; Insecta; Siphonaptera; Pulicidae. The record is from RefSeq and is a predicted model, not a curated record. Gene Ontology annotation, cellular component: nuclear membrane. Bases 53 to 925 code for a protein of 290 amino acids. The transcript is spliced from 5 exons.
AUGAAUUUUGCAAUCAUCUGAAACUUUUUUAGAAUUAGAAUUAUAUAUUAGAAUGGUUCCUUUUAUUCUAACACUCUUUGUGGCAUCGAUAUUCUUUAUUUUGAUAGUUGCAUCUUGUGUAUAUAACCUAUAUGUUUUUAUAAGGAAAAAAAUUCCUGUGCAUGUCAAUUGCUGGUUUUGCAAUGAGAAUUCCUAUGUAUGUUUCAAAAGUAAAGACUCGUGGGUUUGCAGUGGUUGUCAGCAAUAUAAUGGAUUUGAUGAGAAUGGCGAUUAUAACUGUGACAUCUCGAAUCAAUAUUUUGACUUCUUGAACCCGACUGUGUAUUGCCAAUAUGAAAAAAGUGGCGAUUUGAAUAAGAGUAAUCAAUUGUGUACUUCAUGUAAUUACAAACAGGCUGAGAAGGUGCAGUUAAUUGCUGAAUUUGUUCCUAAAAAUGUUCAUCAUUACGAUUAUGAAGUUGAGGAAUAUAUAAAAAAACUGGAAGAUUCAUAUCAAGUCUGCAAAAAAUGCAGUAAAGUGGUUGAUAAAGCGGUUGCAGAGAGCAAAACAUUAUUGCUAGAGCAGUAUUUGACAUUUUUAAGAUCCAAGGGAUUAAAUAUAUCUAAUUUGAAAUCAACAGAUACUAAUUUUAAUUACUACAUUUCUACAACAACUAAUUCAGUUAUAUUUGUUUUGUCAGGAAUUUAUUUAAUUAACUUGUGCUAUUUAUUGAAUAAUCAAAAUAGUCGAAUUUACAAUAAAUUUUAUCCAUAUUUACUCAAUAUGGCUGACAAUAUAAUAUUAUAUUUUAAAAUUUUAAAUGAAACAUAUGGUUCAAUGAUUUUACUUGAAAAUAUUCAUAACAGUUUAACAACAAAAUAUGAUUUUUUUUUUCUUAAUAUCUCGUCUUUAUAUAUACCAGCCUUUGAAACCAUUUCUUAUUGA